Molecule: messenger RNA, 1414 nt
Organism: Eublepharis macularius
Lineage: Eukaryota; Metazoa; Chordata; Lepidosauria; Squamata; Eublepharidae
Exons: 6
Coding region: 90-1130 (346 amino acids)
Cellular component (GO): cell surface
Molecular function (GO): signaling receptor activity
Source: RefSeq, a predicted model, not a curated record
CCAAAUGACAGGCAAAGAUAAUGGGCAUUUUUCUUCCUUCCUGCAAAGGCAACUUAACCUACUCACUAUUCUGCUCUACUCUCUAAGCAAUGAUCAGUCACAGGAUGGAGCAACUCUCAGGUUUCCUGGUCAUACUGGUGCUAACAGGUCCUUUUUUGCUGAGUAAGACUCAUUCAUCUGCAACACCUACAAUUCCUUUCCUUAAAAGGCCAAACACAGGAGAAAGGAAUAGAGAAUUGACUGUAUUGCAAGGGGAAUCCCUUCGUAUAUAUCUCUUCUGUGGCCAGGGAAAUUUAAACACAAAGAAAGUCUGGUGCAAAGAAGAAUGUUUCCAUACAAAUCCUCCAGUCUUCUCAAAGUCGAAAUGGAAGGUUCUAUCUACAGCAUCAAAUGAAAAAGUCAGACUGGGUGAUUUAAGGAAAGGCUGUGCUUCUGUAUACAUGACAACUGUUAAAAUAGAGGACUCAGGACUAUACUGGUUUGGACUUCUGAAUGGCCAGAAAAUUGACUAUUUGUCACCAAUUCAAAUAGUGGUUCUUAAAGAUCUUCCAGUACCUGGUACAACAGUCUCACCUUCUACAUUUAGAAUGUCUUCUUUUGAACGUCUAAGCCAAACAGAAUGGAGACCAAUAGAGGUGAUGGUGGGGCAAGGAAAGAACCUCAGCAUAGUGGUCUUCUGUGGACAGCAGCAUCUGAAAACAGAGAAAGUCUGGUGCAAAGGAGAACUGCUGAAAGAGUGUAUUCUCAAAGCCCCUGUACAGCUUCUGGAACAAGGGUGGAAGUAUCUGACGACUAAACCAAGCCAAAGGGUUGUAAUAAGAAAUUCUACAAAUGGCUGUUUCUCUGUAUUCAUGUCAGAUCUGCAACUAGAAGAUUCAGGGAUAUACUGGUUUGGAUUUCUUGACGGUUGGAAUAUUAUACCUUUUAAAAAAAUUACAGUAAUAGUUCAAGAAGAACAGAAAAAUAUUGGCAAUUUGACAGUUACCAGGGAAAAUAAAUCAAGCAUUUACCAUGUUGUUCUGGUUGCGGGCUCCACUGUAGCUGGCAUAUUAAUUAUUGCAUCCAUUACCACACUAGCUGUCAUGAUGCUCACCAAAAGGAAUGCGAGAGAUUUUACUCCAGGAAACUGAGUUAAUAAUCUACGCAGUCUUAUUCAUUUGAUUAUUUAGAACCUUGGAUGCCAAAGAAAAGCCUCCUUGCUAAUUAUUUUUGUGCUUUUUUGGUUCCCUAACUUAGCUCAUCAACACCAGAAUACUUUAAUCAUAGGGUCCUCAAAGCUAGCAUCAGUGCACCUCCAGAAAUUGUGUUAAUGUGAAAAAAAAUUCCUUUAAAAAUUAAAUGCUUUAUUCCUAUGAAACUCUUUAAUUUAAACAUCCCUAUUUGGUCAAUAAAUUAUUCUUGGCAGUGUCCAUGU